Aegilops tauschii subsp. strangulata is the source of this 615-nucleotide messenger RNA. The record is from RefSeq and is a predicted model, not a curated record. NCBI's taxonomy places the organism in Eukaryota, Viridiplantae, Streptophyta, Magnoliopsida, Poales, Poaceae.
AUGGUAUCAGACGACGCGUUCGAUCCGCGCCGUGCUUCCGCUUCCUCUGUCGCCGCCGCGUCGACCUUCGCCGCCGUGCCGCCUCCGUCAACCCUGGCGACGGAAUCGCCGUUCAUGGCGUCCGCUCCACUCGCCUGGGCCCGUCCGGCCACAUCGGGAUCGCACCCGCCAGCACCCCGAUCGCCGCUCGCCCGUGAUGCGUCGCUUCCUCGUGAUGCAGCCCUGGCGCCGAACUCCUAUCAUCCAGCACAGCCACCCCGCGAUGGGUCUUUGGCGGUCAACCAUCCAGUCCAGCCCCGUGAUGGAUCUCUGGAGGUGCCCUACGGCGGGCCGUAUCCAGUGCCGUACGUCGCUCCGUCGUCGCCGUACGUCGCGCCGGCGCCGUAUGCUUCGUCCUCUGCGGUGCCCUAUGAGUCGCCGUAUGGCGUGCCGUACGUCGCGCCACUGCAGCCCUACGGCGUACCUCCUACGGCGCCCUACAGUCAUCACCAACACUACCGUCUGCCUCCGUCGGCCGAUGCGCUGAUUCCGUACAGUGCUUCCCCGACGUACGACUCGCAGCUCUCUGCACCGGUGGCUGAGCCAGGACCUUUCCACUUUGCGCUCACCUGGUGA